Molecule: messenger RNA, 7133 nt
Organism: Pogona vitticeps (central bearded dragon)
Lineage: Eukaryota; Metazoa; Chordata; Lepidosauria; Squamata; Agamidae
Source: RefSeq, a predicted model, not a curated record
GAGUAGGGCAAGGAACGGGCGACGUGAAGAAUCGCGCGCUGCCCACCGAGAGCCACACGCUCGCGCCACCCUUCGCUCCCAGCCCGGCUUGGCCGACACAGCGUGUGUGCGCGCGCGCGCGUUCUCGCUCGCUCUCCGGAUUCUCGUCGCCCGCUGAGGAUGGGGGACGGGGCUCCUGCGUUUCGAGGAGUCUCCGGAGCUACCGGGGGACACUCCCGGGCCAGGCACAUCCCCGCCGCCGCCGCCGCCGCCUGCCUGCUGGGGUUGCUGGCCGGCAACGUGUGCGCGGCGGUGGUCGAGAAGAAAGUGUGCCAAGGAACCAACAACAAGCUGACACAGCUUGCAAGUUUGGAAGACCACUACAACAGCCUGAAGAGAAUGUAUGAGGGCUGUGAGGUGGUGCUUGGCAAUCUUGAGAUCACUUAUAUGAAUGACAACUAUAAUCUCACUUUUUUGAAGAGCAUACAAGAAGUAGAUGGUUAUGUGCUUAUAGCAAUGAAUACAGUGAAAAUUAUUCCAUUGGAGAAUCUCCAGAUAAUCCGAGGAAACACCCUUUUGGAAAAUGCUGCUCUGAUAAUUUUACUAAAUUACAAUGAAACGAGGGGACUUGAAGAGCUGCCAAUGAGACAUUUAGCAGAAAUUCUAAAUGGAGGUGUAAAUAUUGGCAACAACCCUUAUCUCUGCAACAUGGACAAUGUUUUGUGGGACGACAUUGUUGAUACAACUAAUGGCAAAGGUUUUGUGCUGUUUAAUACUGCGGAAAGAACUUUGUCAAGGACUGACCAUAAGUCUUGCCCUGUGUGUCAUCCCAAUUGCACAAGAGGGCACUGCUGGGCACCUGGCCUAGAGAAUUGCCAAACAAUAACAAAGAUUGACUGUGCGGCACAGUGUUCAGGCCGGUGUAAAGGGACAUUGCCAAGUGAUUGCUGCCAUACUCAGUGUGCAGCAGGAUGUACUGGCCCUAGAGAAAGUGAUUGCUUGGCUUGUCGCAGGUUUCGGGAUGACGCAACUUGCAAAGAGUCUUGCCCAUCUUUACAUGUGUAUAAUCCUUUCACUUAUCAGUUGGAAGAGAAUCCAGAUGGAAAAUACAGCUUUGGAGCAACAUGUGUAAAAAAGUGUCCACAUAACUAUGCUGUGACAGACUAUGGAUCAUGUGUCCGGUCUUGUGGUGCAAAUUCUACUGAAGUGGAGCAAAAUGGCAUCCGGAGGUGUAAAAAAUGUGAAGGGCCAUGUAGCAAAGUGUGCAGUGGGAUUGGAACUGGUGAACUAAAAGGUGCUCUUGCUGUCAAUGCUUCCAAUAUUGAUUAUUUCAAGAACUGCACCACCAUCAAUGGAGAUCUCCUAUUCCUCAAAGUAACAUUUUCAGGGGAUGAGUACACAAGGACACCUCCCUUGGAUCUCUUGAAAUUGAACAUUUUUAAAACUGUUAAAGAAAUCACAGGGUUCUUGUUGAUUCAGGUUUGGCCUGAAAAUAUCACUGAUUUGUAUCCUUUUGAAAAUCUAGAAGUCAUACGAGGGAGAACAAAACAUAUAGGUCGAUAUGCUCUUGCUAUCACAAACCUAAAUAUAAGUUCUUUGGGAUUGCGCUCGCUCAGAGAAAUAAGUGAUGGAGAUGUUGGCAUUUUGAGAAAUGAACACCUGUGCUUUGAUAAUACAGUCGAUUGGAGAAAACUUUUUGUAACAGAAAACCAGAAAACAAAAAUUUCCAAAAAUGGAAAUGAAAGCAUAUGUACUGCUACAGGACAGGUUUGUCAUCUGUUCUGCUCUGACACAGGCUGCUGGGGUCCAGGGCCCUCUCAGUGUUAUUCCUGUCGAAACUUCACACGCCAACGGGAAUGUGUCAAGGAGUGCAGUAUUUUUCAAGGAGAGCCACGGGAGUUUGAAGAAGAUUCAAUGUGCUUCCCAUGCCAUCCAGAAUGCCUGGUGCAAAAUUCAACUGAAUUUGGUCCAACAUGCAAAGGACCAGGUCCAGACAACUGUACCAAAUGUGCCCAUGUAAUGGAUGGUCCUUAUUGUGUUAAAUCAUGCCCUGCUGGUGUUUUGGGUGAAAAUGAUACCUUAGUGUGGAAAUAUCCAGAUGAAAAUUCAGUAUGUCAGUUAUGUCAUCCAAACUGUGUCCGUGGAUGCAAAGGACCAGGACUUGAAGGUUGUCCUAAUGGCUCUAAGGUUCCAUCAAUUGCAGCUGGAGUUGUUGGAACUAUCCUUGGCUUGGUUGUUGUAGCACUCAGCAUUGCUCUCUUUGUACGUCGGCGCCGCAUUGUUAGAAAGCGUACUUUGCGCAGACUGCUACAAGAAAGAGAGCUUGUAGAACCUCUGACUCCCAGUGGUGAGGCACCAAACCAAGCACUUCUAAGGAUUCUGAAAGAAACUGAAUUUAAAAAAGUCAAAGUUCUUGGCUCUGGAGCAUUCGGUACCGUCUAUAAGGGACUCUGGAUUCCAGAAGGAGAAAAAGUUAAAAUUCCUGUGGCUAUUAAGGAAUUGAGAGAAGCCACAUCCCCCAAAGCCAACAAAGAAAUUCUUGAUGAAGCAUAUGUAAUGGCAAGUGUUGACAAUCCCCAUGUAUGCCGGUUACUGGGAAUUUGCCUCACAUCUACUGUUCAGCUCAUCACACAACUUAUGCCUUAUGGUUGCCUUCUUGACUAUGUUAGAGAGCACAAGGACAACAUAGGAUCCCAGUACCUUCUCAAUUGGUGUGUGCAGAUUGCAAAGGGAAUGAAUUAUUUAGAGGAACGUCGUCUGGUACAUCGUGAUUUGGCUGCCAGGAACGUCCUUGUUAAGACUCCUCAGCAUGUGAAGAUCACUGACUUUGGGCUGUCCAAAUUGCUUGGUGCCGAAGAGAAGGAAUAUCAUGCAGAAGGAGGAAAAGUCCCCAUUAAGUGGAUGGCUUUGGAGUCUAUUCUGCACCGCAUUUAUACCCACCAAAGUGAUGUCUGGAGUUACGGUGUCACAGUUUGGGAAUUAAUGACUUUUGGAUCAAAACCAUAUGAUGGCAUUCCAGCCAGUGAGAUUUCCUCUGUCUUGGAAAAGGGAGAGAGGUUGCCUCAGCCUCCUGUUUGUACAAUUGAUGUCUACAUGAUUAUGGUCAAAUGUUGGAUGAUUGAUGCAGAGAGUCGCCCCAAAUUUCGAGAACUGAUAGUAGAAUUCUCCAAAAUGGCACGAGAUCCUCAGCGCUAUCUAGUUAUACAGGGUGAUGAAAGAAUGCACUUACCAAGCCCAACAGACUCAAAGUUUUACCGGAGCUUGAUGGAGGAGGAGGAUAUGGAAGACAUUGUGGAUGCAGAUGAAUACCUUAUUCCACAUCAAGGAUUUUUCAGCAGCCCAUCAAAUUCUCGGACACCUCUCUUAAAUUCACUAAGCACUACCAGCAAUAAUUCUGCAACUGUAACCUGCAUUGAUAGAAAUGGGCAGGGACAUCCUGUAAGAGAAGACAGCUUUAUCCAACGAUACAGUUCAGACCCAACUGGAGUUUUUCUCGAUGACAGUUUGGAUGAUAGUUUUUUACCUGCUCCAGAAUAUGUGAACCAGCUGAUGACCCAAAGACCAUCUGCUUCUGUUGUGCAAAAUCCAGUCUACAACAGUUUUUCUCUUCCCAUUGAGCCAAAGCCUGGGAUUGAUUCAAACCAUCAGAAAUCCCACAGCACAGCACUGGACAACCCAGAGUAUCUCAACACAAGUCUCUCUCCUUUUCCUAACACAGUUUUUGAAAGGUUUCCCUAUUGGGAUCAGACAGCCAACCACCAAAUAAAUCUAGAUAAUCCAGAUUAUCAGCAUGACUUCUUGCCCAAGGAGACCAAGCUUAAUGGCAUCUCUAAAUCUCCUGCAGUUGAGAAUCCAGAAUACCUAAGGGUAUCAACACCAAAAAGUGAAUACAUUGAAGCCUCAGCAUGACCACUAAAAGAGACUUCUUGUUGUUCGUGCAGCAAGAUCAGUAAUGCAGGUAACAGAGGUGAUUGCUAUAGAAACAAAUUGGACAGAUAAAAGAGCAGUCAUGGCAAACAAUUUUUUUUGUCUAAGUAUGAUUUCAACAAGCAUGUUUUGGACUUAUUUUACAUCUGUCCAUGCAGAAGACGCAAGGCAGAAGGAAAAAAACAUCCAACAAGCAAGUAAUCAUCACUGUGUUCCCUUUCUUUAAAAGUUAAAUAGGAUUGUAGCUCCUUGAUGCAAUCCAGCUGCAACAUCCACUUCAAAUCUUCCAAUGCUAUAUAUUUUAUAAAAUGUUUCUUGAAUUUUAAAGAGAUUUUAUUACAUCAGGAAGACCAGUUGCGUCCCAGUUGAUGUCCUGUGGAUCAUUGGGGGUGGAGUAACCAGUCAAGACACAAGAGGAUUUCCUGUAUCCUCGGGACAAAAUUGAGCAACUUCUGAAGACUUAAGGAAAAAAUUGUUUCUAUGCAUUUGUCCACUUUUUUAAACACCAGCUUUGUUUACUGUUUUGUUGUACCAAUGAGGACAAUAUCACAUCUGGAAAAGAUGUGGGGAUUUUACUUAAUCAAGUUUUCUCGGGGGAAAUUGAAUAUGGUGAGGACAAUCUGAUAAGCCAAAGUCCAUUUAGCAGGAAAAACUUGCCUACAGCACUCACUGCCAGCUGACCACUACUGUUUGGAAGCCAGAACUCUGCGAACGUAAGACACUGAUCAGGGAUCCUUAUAAAAUGCUCACUAGACUGUCUCUGAAAUGCUCACUGUAGGCCUAAAUAUUGUCGUCGUUAUGUAUUUGUUCCUCUUUUGUUUUUUGGCUCUACUGUUUUCUCUAGAGUUGUGGAAAAUGAAUCUUCAGUGUUUAACUAAAAAGAUAUAAAUGCAAAAGAUUUAUUCCUUGGUGGUUUUUGGACACAUUGUGAAUCUGAAUAGUGAAGAAAUGCAAAGAUGCAGUUUAUCUAAAUGAUAUGAAUAAUGGGCGUACCUGCACACACAUUGACACCAGGAUCUGUGAGAUUCUUCUGUAUGGAUGAGCUUGUUCAGCUCCCUGCUAUCUCAAGGGGCUUUGUUCAGGAAAGCUUCCUUUCUAUCUGUAAUUCAUUAGGGAAAGUUAAAAUGCAAUUAUUUGCAUCUAAUUACCAAAACUAAUCCCCCAGCACAUUGCUCCUUGAACAAUUUCUGGCCAGUCCAUUGAGACACAUACAUUACAUGCAUAUGCAUACGUAACGUGCAAUUCCAGGUCAGUCCUAUGAAUGUCUAUUCAGAAACAAGCUCUGCUGGCAUGUGUGAAUCAUGCCUUUCUCUUCUCCCCCCCCUUCAUAAUUGUGUAUAGGAUUCAAAUAACAGUCUUGUAAAUGUGGGAAGUCAUUGCCACUGCUGGCAAAAGAGCAACAGCUGAGCUAUUGUUAAAGUGUUGCCUUCUCAUUGCACAUGGAAAAUAUUCCAAAAUGUAGUUGCUCUGAAUUAAGCACAACACCCUUACGUUGUCAUAAUGACAAUUUUUCAUUGAAGGGGAGAGAGAAAUUAACAAAACUGUGUCAUCUAUCCCAUGGUAUAGAAUAUUCUGUUGUUUACCAGAUGCAGCAUGGUGGCUAUAUGGUCAUUAUGCCAUGUGUCUUAAUAAGAAUACUCGACAUAUGAUAAUUUAUGGAGAUUAAAUUGCCUUUAAUAAAAGGCAGCUAUCCUAAAAGUAACCAGUCUCAGAGAGGAUCAUGAUUUAUGACCUUCCAUAGUUACAGCCUCAAAUCACUGCAUCUUUUUUGGAACAUCAUAAUACUGCUUCUUGAAAAAUGUGCACUGAUAAUGGCAUAUCUGCAUACUUUUAUUACUUCAUAUUUUUUCUUCAUGACACUUCUACUAAAAUAUUUAAUGUGUUCAGUACUACAUUUUCAGGUAAAUUCACAUAAGCUUCGGAUGUUAUCUAGUUUCAGUGGAUGAUGUUUGCAUGCAAAAAUACAUUUAAAACUAACUCUAUAGGACCAUUAGUGAUGAGUUUUUGCAGUGGUAUUAUUAUAAUGACAGGGCAAUCCUUUGCCCAUGAAUUUUAUGGGAAACCUUGAAUGCAUCUCUAUGUGAUGAAUUUCCUACUACAUAUGUUUCAUCACAUUGGGGAUUUGGUCCUUAAAAAUGUAUAAAUGAAUGAGGAAAUUAGAAUUGCCCUAAAGGUUGUUAGGUGCCUGAUCUUUGGAGUUGCUCUUUUGUGGUAAAUGAAAACUGAGGAUGCUUUAUUUUGCAAGGGCUAAACACCAAGAUAGGUUACAUACACUGUACACAAUUGAGUUUUGCUAAAUUAUGGCUGUGCUUUUUGACACUAAUACAGUUCUGCAUUUAUUUUUGCAAGAGGUUAAAAUAUAUUCCAAUUUGAAUUGCAGCAAGAGCACAAAAGGUAGAUUCCCAUAUAAAGAAGUGCCUGUGUACAUCAUCAUGUCUUAUAGUACUCUACAUCCUGCUGUCUUAUGCAUAGCUGUGGCUUUCCUAGUCAUCUAUAUUAACAUUAGACUAGUAUGAGGGCAGCAGUUUUGUUUUUGCAAGUAGCUCCAUAUGUUGCAGGAGGUAAGCAGCAGAAAAACUUCCUGUAGGACUGUCAUGUAAUAAUCCCUACUUUGGUAUCUCACAUUAUUUCUUACAAUGAAAAGGUAUGGAAACAUUUGGUUGUGUGGUGAAACAGUCCCAUGUGUAAAGCUCUUUGCAUUUCCUGACAACCAUUUCAUUUGGGGGAUUUAGAUGUUUGUACAGGCAAUAACACAGAAACUGUUACCUACCUCUUUAAUGUCAGUUGUUGUGAACAUUGUUCUAAUUUUUCUAUGAUUUCUAUUUCUCUGUGAGAAAAUAUUUUAAUUGGGGCAAAGUGAGAAUUGUCUUUUUAUUCUUGUUAAAAUGUUCGGUAAAAAUAGAGAACUAUAUAGAAUUCCACUGCCGGGGGUGACACUGCAAAGAUGUUGUAAUCACAAAUGAUCAUUAAUUGUGAUCCUUUUUUAAUAGAAAUCCCAUGUUCCUUUAUUUUCCCAAUAACAUUUUACAGUAAUUUUUGUUCUUUUGCUCUAGCACCUGAAUUUUUAAGUCAUUUUAGAAGUAAGAAUAAAUAAAUGAAUAAGAAUAAUAAAUAUUUGUAAACAUACACAUCUUAAUAAUCUUUUUACAUAACAAUGGGCUGUUAGGACCAAAGAUGUUUCUCCUUUUCUUAUUUUAAGCACAUGAAUAAAAUACAAUUAACCAGCA